Molecule: messenger RNA, 777 nt
Organism: Raphanus sativus (radish)
Lineage: Eukaryota; Viridiplantae; Streptophyta; Magnoliopsida; Brassicales; Brassicaceae
Product: DNA-binding protein S1FA1
Exons: 2
Coding region: 384-614 (76 amino acids)
Biological process (GO): regulation of DNA-templated transcription
Cellular component (GO): nucleus
Molecular function (GO): DNA binding
Source: RefSeq, a predicted model, not a curated record
AUGAAAGACGAAAGACGAAAGACGAAGAUAGAAACCUAGAACCAGAUUUCUCAGAAAAAAAAUACGAAUUAGAACCAGAUUGCUCAAAACAAAACCGAUAAAUGAUCAAUUCUGGUUUACUCAGGGGUCUAGCCGUAGAAAAUAAAAGUUAGGGUGAAUUGGAACAUUCCUGAAAAGUAAGGGGUCAAAAUAAGAGUUUUACAAUGACUGGAAGUGGCUAUGUAGUGGAUACAAAACACGUGUAAUGACAUAUCUGCGUGUGUAUUUGUGUCUUAAUAAUCUCUUGUCUGAAAACAGAUCUUCGUUUCCUACAAAUCACUCUGUUUCUCCUCCUACCAUUCUUACGUUGCUGAAGCUGAUCUUAGAGAUUUCCGAUCGUAUUCAUGGAUAAAGAAGGUUUCGCCGGAAAGGCGGCUGCUGAAGCCAAAGGAUUGAACCCGGGACUAAUCGUGCUGCUUGUUAUCGGAGGUCCGCUUGUUGUGUUCCUUGUCGCCAACUACGUGAUGUACGUGUAUGCUCAGAAGAACCUACCCCCAAGGAAGAAGAAGCCCGUUUCUAAGAAGAAGCUCAAGCGGGAGAAGCUGAAGCAAGGUGUCCCUGUGCCUGGAGAAUAAAUACCCACCUUAGAUUCACUCCUGUGCCUUGUUCAAAUCUGGAUAAAGGCUUAUAAUUUUCAUUGAAUUUCACACCUUUUUUAUGUUUGUUUUCGUAACAUUUUGCUUCCUUUGCUUGUGACAUGAGUUCUGUAUGAUAGAAGCCACCCAUUUUGUUUGGUUA